GAAGAAAAAACUACAGGAAUUUAUUUGGAGGACGCACAAUCGGUGAGCAAAGGAGUGUGUGUGUGUGUCUUGCGUGAGGAGAUUAAGCAAGUGAGUAAUGAGAUUUCUACAUCGACAUUGAAUAAAUCUACCCAGCUAGGUGUUAACAAAACUAAAUGGCAGGGUGGUGGUACAGACUGGCGGCAUUCGUUGUUGCGUUAAUGUCAACGACACACUGCGCUCAGAUACUGGGAAUAUUUCCCUUUCCAGCAAAGAGUCACCAAAUAGUCCUCCUUGCCCUGACUCGGGAACUUGCCCGUCGAGGGCAUCAGGUGACAGUCAUCAGUCCUUUCCCAGAGAAGAAGCCCAUUCCUAACUUAAAAUACAUUGAAGUGGAAACGUUUUUGGCAGAUCACUUUAUACCGAACGUGUUCGAUAUGAAAGACAUGAGUACAGUUGGACAUUCAAGACUUCUAUGGACCACAGGUCCUGCAUACUGUGUAACAUUUCUCCAGCAUCCACGAGUUCAGGCUCUGAUACAUUCCAAAGAUCACCACUUCGAUGCCAUCAUGGUGGAAGCAUUUAUGAACGAGUGCUUUCUAGGGUUCGCGCAUAAAUUCAAAGCUCCUAUAAUUCAGAUAUGCCCAUUUGGAGGUACACCUUGGAUGGGAGACUGGGUCGGAAAUCCUAAUCCCUAUUCAUAUAUUCCCGACCCAUUUCUUCACUUCAGCCAUUAUAUGACAUUUUGGGAGCGUUUGGUAAAUACAGUAAACGGCGUCUAUUUCAGGAUUGGGCAAGAGUUUUAUAAUAUACCCAGGCAGGAUUCAAUUAUGAGAAAGUUUUUUAAUGAAACGGAACCGAUACCCCCAUUGUCUGAGCUUGUUCGUAACACUUCGUUACUUCUCGUCAACAAUCACUUCAGCCUGAAUUAUCCGAGGCCACUAAUGCCCAACUUGAUUGAAGUUGGCGGUAUGCACGUGCAGCCACCGAAAGAACUACCUCAGGACCUACAAAAGUACUUGGAUGAAUCUCCACAAGGAGUGAUCUACUUCAGUAUGGGUUCUGUCCUGCAAGGGUCCCUCAUGCCUGAAACUGCCAGAAACGCUUUCCUCGAAGCCUUCUCUAAACUAAAGCAACGAGUGUUGUGGAAGUGGGAGAUAGAAUCGUUACCAGGACAACCAAGCAACGUGAAACUGGGGAAGUGGCUGCCUCAGUCAGAUAUUCUGGCUCACCCAAACGUCAAGCUCUUCAUCACACACGGAGGGUUGCUGAGCAAACAGGAGGCCCUGACUCGUGGAGUGCCUUUGCUGGGAAUCCCAAUAUAUGGAGAUCAGCACUUGAAUAUGCGAAAAGCCGUGAAUUCUGGAUACGGAAUUCUACUGGAGUUUGAAAACAUCACGACGGAUUCUGUUCUUUGGGCGAUAGAGUCGGCACUUCAACCCAGGUUCCGCGAGAACGCCCAACGCGUGUCCAGAAUCUUCCGGGACCAACCACUCACACCGCUGGAGCAAGCCGUGUUCUGGACGGAGUACGUGAUCAGGCACAAGGGAGCGCCUCACAUGCGUUCAGCUGCACUCGACCUCGCCUGGUACCAGUACUUCCUGCUAGAUGUCAUCGCUGCUUUAGCAUUUUCUGUCGGUUUCGUUUCUUUCAUAUUGUUUCUGAUUUGCAGGGCAAUUUUUAAGAAAGUGUGCAGUAGCACAUCAACGAACAAGAGUAUUACUAAACAGAAGAAACAUUAACGAGUGUGAUAAUCAGGAAAAUGCGUUUUGUUUGAGAGACCACUUCUUUAUAACUUGGUAUUCGUUUUUCUGUCUUGCUCUUCUAUGCAGGGAGUUUUUAUUUCCAAUGACCUUCAUGUCUACACCAUCUACCACAAACAUAAAACAUAGGUUGGCUUAUCCAAGAACCUUGGCACAUGUCCGAAGUCUCUACUGAAUCAUUCCGUAUUAAAGCAAACAGUGCUCUACCCAAAAUCAUCAUACUAUUUAUUCUUUCUCUUAUAGCCACACAUCCCUGAGGUACACGUUUCCUACGUUGAAAUUAUUGUGACCAAGUCUCUGCAUAAUAAUUAAUUUCAUUCUUCAGUUUUGGCAAAUUGCGAAAAAUUCUUAAUAGUAUAAAUCAUUAUCAUUUGAAAAGUUAGAAAUACAAUAUUUAGGGUACAGCCGUUGUUUUCUCGAGGUAUCUAAUUUCACACAACUUAUACAUAUAUCUGCAUUAUGUUUAGAUUUACAGACUUCGUACCAUUUUCUUUAAUUAGGACCCGAACUUGUGACUUUAUUUAAGUAACUGCGAUAUUGAUCCAAAACAAACAAAGGGCUGUUUUAUGUGUUUAGAUAUUUUGAGUGGAUGGACUUUCGUUUGAGUUAUGAAAAUUAUCUUUUUUUAAAUACAUAAACAACAAAUGUAUCCUCAUAAUGGACGACAGUAAAUCAGAAAUGAUUCAAAACGCAUUAAUAUAAUGAUUAAGGGGAUUAAUAUUAGCAACAAAUACACACGCGGUGAAACUGUAUUAAUGUUUUCCACUGUAAUGAAGAAAGGUCUCGUGAGUUAUGUCUGGUACAGCAUACUCAAUUCUAUGUUGAUGCCCACUCCUCUGACGGCAUGCCUUCCAGUGAGAAAGAGAUAUAGCGUAGAAAUCCGAUUAGAAGGAACGCUGCUCAGUGGCGGUUACUCGGACAAAUCCACUGCUUUUAUUAACCGUUCAGAAUAACUCCAAGAGAAAAAGUAUGGGACGAUGUAAUACAGGAGGAAUACUUGCCGACCGAGCAGUACACAGCGGACCCAAGAAAUAAAUAUAGUUCUGCCAACUGACACUAAGAGCUGCACCGUCCAGGCAGUUUUUUUUUUCCUUCUUGGAAUGGAAAACAGCUGACUUUUAUUUAAUGCUGCUGUAUCUACUAAGGUUAUUAUUUACAAAGCAGAGCGAACUUUUAACUGCUGCUUUGUCCCCGGGAACAAAAAGAAGCACAUGUCUCAGUUAAAAAAAACUGACAUAUUGCACUUCAUUUGAGUUAUGUACUGAUUUUGUAAACGUUAUUGGUGAGUGCUGUUUAAUGAAAUAAUCUAUGUUUAUUCUCAGACUCGUACGAAACUCACAGAUAUAUUGAACAUACUCUGUGGUCAAAAUGUAAAGUUAUCCCAUGUUAAAGUAGAUGGUACAUGUAAUAAAAACUGAUUUUAAGAGACAA
Zootermopsis nevadensis is the source of this 3173-nucleotide messenger RNA. RefSeq names its product UDP-glucosyltransferase 2-like. Gene Ontology annotation, molecular function: UDP-glycosyltransferase activity. Lineage: Eukaryota; Metazoa; Arthropoda; Insecta; Blattodea; Termopsidae. The record is from RefSeq and is a predicted model, not a curated record.